UUAUUCCUUUAAUAUUUCUCUUAUAUAUAUAUAGUCUAAUAAACAUAAACAUAGCAUAGUGAAUUCAACCAUUCAAGCAACAAUCUAAAAUUCAUUCCAAUAUAGUGAGAAAACCAUCAUAGAUUUCAUUCUCAUUGACCACAUCCUCUACCAAGUUUAAGCUAUUCAAAACAUGGAAAUAAAAAAGUACUUGAGCAAACGGGGCUACCGGCGAUUCGACUAUGGCAUGAUGACCACUACCGGACGACGGAAGAAGAUGCAGACGGUACGGAUGAAAAGUCCACCGCGAAGGGAUUGGAGGAUCAAAACAACCCCAAAGCUAAGAUGGAUGAUAAGAUCACCAUUGAAGUUGGUGACAAAGGUUAAGAAUAUUUAUAUGAACAUUAUGUUGAAGUUGGCUGGUAAAGUAGGAGGGGCAUUGAACACUGAUAACAAGUUUGGUGUGAAACGGAUUCCAAAGCUUCGUCAAGCGUCUUCUAAAGGUUAUUCUGGUGAUGCAUUUGAGGCUAGACUUAUAUUUGAGAUUUCUAAGACUUUGGUUGCUUCACAUGAACUAUAUUCCAUGUGAUUUUUUUUUUCUUUCUUUUUUACAUUUUGUUAUCUAAAUUUUGUUGUGUAAAGUUCCACAUGAUUCCCCAUUAGGAAAUGUUGAGGAAUCAAUUCAAUUGUAUUUUAGUUUAGAGUAUUGUGCAUGAAUACAUAAGUUUUUUCACUUGAAUCA
Molecule: messenger RNA, 721 nt
Organism: Trifolium pratense (red clover)
Lineage: Eukaryota; Viridiplantae; Streptophyta; Magnoliopsida; Fabales; Fabaceae
Exons: 1
Coding region: 173-568 (131 amino acids)
Source: RefSeq, a predicted model, not a curated record